AUGUCGUGUUUUGGGUGGGUGCUCAUCAUUUUUUUGUGGGUGCUCAUUGUUUUUGGUUGUGGUGCCAUUGUUGUGGGGUUGUUGGCACAUGUUGUGGUCAUUGUCGAUGUGUCAUCGCCAGUUUGCAUUGUAGCAUUCUUGCGCCAUGUCGACAUCUGUGGUGACGUGGCACUGGCGCCCAUGACUGGGCACAGUCCCUCAUUUCCUUGUUCAUUUUGUUUGGCAUGCUGCUUCGGUGAUGUGGCUGAGAGCGGUGGCGAUGGCCGAGAGUGGUGGUGGUUGCAGGACGUUGGUGGUGUCCAGUGGAAUCCAGUGGACUCUGACUGGACUCUUAGUCCACUGUACUGGGGCUGGACUCAGAAGAGUGGCUUGCAGUCCAUGGACUGGGCAUUAUGCAAGCCAAUCUGGCCUAGCAACUGGGGCACUGGAAUCCACCGGAGUCCACUGGAGUCCACUGGAAUCCACAUGGAUUAUGUGGGGGAGGCUGUAACUGUUUGUAGUGGAGGGCCACAUGCCUGUACCAACUACUUCCCUGCUGUCAUCUCUGCUGUCCCCUCUGUCUUCACCAUUAUCACCUGCAACCAAUUGUCCCCCUGCCCUUUAUCUGUAUCACCAUGUUUUACACACACUACUGCAGUUAACCGUCAAUUACCGAUUUUAGAUGGUCUUGUGCUGACUACUUGUCCUCAGAACACAUGUCAAACUACUCAUAAUAUGCAUCCAUCUUCCUUCCAUCUGUCCUCCAACUCUUCUAGUGACGAAUCACACACAUACAUUCCACAAAAAAUGUCGUCAACUGCUUCUGUCGAAUCCACAAGUGGAAAGGCUCCUGUACUGACAGGCAGGGAUGUUACCCCUGCUGUCAUAAUGGAGUUUGAAAAUACAUGCCAUGAUUUCUUUGAAGCAAAGUCUGUCCUGGUGGAUAAGCAGGUCACUUUCAUCCUUCCCAGUAUCAAGGACUUCUGCAUUCGUAACUGGAUUGCUGCCGAUCGCGCUACUAUUGUAGCUCUUCCUUUUACUUUGUUUAUGUCCCAACUCUGCAAGAACUCUCUUCAUCCAGACUGGGAGGACCAUGUGUGUGACGAGAUCCUGAAGUCACGCCUUGAACCUAACAAAGAGUCCUUUUGGGCAUGGUCACAAAACAUCAUCAAAUUGAACUGCUUGUUGAGGGACACCACCUCCCUUGUUGACGACGCCACCCUAUGUAAUCAGCUUGAUGCUCACCUCAAUGAUGACUUGAAGGACCAUGUUAAACAUAGCAAGGCAAAGAAGGAGAAAACUCUCAAGUUGUGGGUUGACACUGUGCGCUGCUUGGACGAAACAUGCAUUAGUGAAAACAAGCGUCACCACAAUCUCAUAGAGGAAUCUCUCAACCAAUGUUUCCCUCAUGGAAAAGAUUAUAAGACCUUAACUACCGCACACACUUUAGCGGCUUUGGCUGCAAAUAACACAAAAAAGGGAAAAUCAGGUGCCACUGCAACCACAUCUUUGAAGUCAGCUCCUAAGGCUGUUGCUGCAACGGCUCCGUCUUCUGAUGAAAAUGGACUGAUACCUGGGUGA
Messenger RNA from Laccaria bicolor S238N-H82, 1560 nucleotides. RefSeq lists its product as uncharacterized. Lineage: Eukaryota; Fungi; Basidiomycota; Agaricomycetes; Agaricales; Hydnangiaceae. The coding region runs from base 1 to 1560 and encodes 519 amino acids. The transcript has 8 exons. The record is from RefSeq and is a predicted model, not a curated record.